AUGGGUUUCCUUGUCAGCGGAUUAGAUAAAAACGAAGGCUUACUUAGUAAUGCAGAUGCAACUUUUAAUAGAGCCUCCAAUAUCGUUUCAUCAGUCUUGGGCCUCUUCGGGAACCUCGUUCCCCUCACCGUCUCAAAUUUCAAGUCCGUGUGUCUCGGCUCAAACCCUACGUCAUCUUCUUACAAGAACACGCUCGUCCACAAGGUCUUUCCUGGCCAGUACUUCCUCGCUGGCCGCCCCGACAAAGGCGAGGUCCGUCCGCCGCGCGACCUGCCACGCAACACCGAGACCGUCGACUCCAAGGCAUUCACACUCACACAUUCCCGACCCAGCAUCGUUUCGCUCUUGCUCUCUGAAAACGACGACGACGAUAUUAAACUUGAUCCUGAGUACCAGAAUGUUGAGUUCUUGAUCACCACUGGACCUCACAGCGAGUUCUGCAAGUUCUCCGUCUCACACCCCCAACCCAACAAUGAACCUCGAUGGCGUUGUAUUCUGAAUUCUGAAUUAUUGGUGCCAGAGAGAGAGAGAUUGCAGAAGAAGACACGUUGA
This is a messenger RNA of Sphenostylis stenocarpa, 552 nucleotides long. NCBI's taxonomy places the organism in Eukaryota, Viridiplantae, Streptophyta, Magnoliopsida, Fabales, Fabaceae. The record is from the annotation of a GenBank genome assembly.